AGAAGAACAGCGCUUCGAAGUUGGCUGCUUCGUGAUUUCGACGCUUGCCUUGGAGCUCCAGUAUCAAACGUAACAUCACUAAUUAAUAUGCAUCUUUCAGCAAUAUCCAGGACGUAAAACUACUUGCAAGAUUUAACGAACAACCAUGAGCACUCAAUACAGUAUUCUGUUCAAGCAAGAACAUGCCCACGACGAUGCCAUCUGGACUGCUGCGUGGGGUAGAAGUGAGCGGGAUGGAUUGGAGACAAUAGUCACUGGCUCUCUGGACGACAUGGUGAAAGUCUGGAAAUGGUCAGACGAAAAGCUGGAGCUGCAGUGGACCCUGGAGGGCCACCAGCUGGGUAUAGUCUCAGUGGACGUCAGUCCCAACGGAGCCAUAGCAGCCUCCAGCUCGCUGGAUGCCCACAUACGCCUCUGGGACCUUGAGUUCGGCAAGCAGAUCAAGUCCAUGGAUGCGGGCCCAGUUGAUGCAUGGACAGUAGCCUUCUCCCCAGACUCCAAAUAUAUUGCCACAGGAAGCCAUCUUGGAAAGGUCAACAUCUUUGGGGUUGAAAGCGGCAAGAAGGAGUACUCUUUGGACACCAGAGGGAAAUUCAUACUGAGUAUAGCCUACAGUCCAGACGGAAAGUACUUGGCCAGUGGAGCUAUAGAUGGAAUCAUUAACAUCUUUGACAUUGCCACUGGGAAACUACUCCAUACGCUGGAAGGUCACGCCAUGCCUAUCAGAUCGCUGACGUUCUCUCCAGAUUCACAGCUCUUAGUCACAGCCUCAGAUGAUGGCUACAUCAAGAUUUAUGACGUGCAGCAUGCCAAGUUGGCAGGCACUCUGAGUGGCCACGCGUCCUGGGUCCUCAACGUAGCUUUCUCCCCUGACGACACGCAUUUUGUGUCCAGUUCCUCAGACAAGAGUGUAAAGGUUUGGGACGCCAGCUCCAGGGUGUGUGUCAACACAUUCUUCGACCAUCAGGACCAGGUGUGGAGUGUGAAAUACAACGGCACAGGUUCUAAGAUCGUAUCUGUUGGAGAUGACCGGGCCAUCCAUAUCUAUGAUUGUCCCAUGUGAUGCACCAGCUCUCAUUCCUACCACCUCUCCCAGCUGCAGACCAGGCAGCCUGAAUACUGGCGCUCUAGUAAGAGUACCACAGCUUAUCUUGCCUGGCUCAUCCUACUUAUGGUGCAGCUCAAUAUUCUGACUUGCUCUCCUUCCUCUCAUCUGCACUGAUUUGAAAAUUCACAUUCACAAGCCCUGCUCCUUCUCAUGGAGAUGGAAGGUGAGGAGAGGAAGUCCAUUUAGACUAUUGAGAUGCACCUAUGGCCUAGCUCAGUCAGAACAGCCCAUGGUUGCUCCACUGAGCCAGAGCUAAACUGCAAUCAAAAAUGAUUGUGGGAGGUUCAAUGUCAUUGAUUAUUUUGCACUUCACUGUACCUUGCCCUCCUUUUGUUGUACUCAAAAUAAAGGAUUUUUUGUAUUUUCAUUUUCCCAACUAA
Messenger RNA from Salvelinus namaycush (lake trout), 1488 nucleotides. RefSeq names its product WD repeat domain 61 (gene skic8). The coding region runs from base 146 to 1063 and encodes 305 amino acids. The transcript has 11 exons. Gene Ontology annotation, cellular component: Cdc73/Paf1 complex. Gene Ontology annotation, molecular function: protein binding. The record is from RefSeq and is a predicted model, not a curated record. NCBI's taxonomy places the organism in Eukaryota, Metazoa, Chordata, Actinopteri, Salmoniformes, Salmonidae.